Molecule: messenger RNA, 3738 nt
Organism: Macaca mulatta (Rhesus monkey)
Lineage: Eukaryota; Metazoa; Chordata; Mammalia; Primates; Cercopithecidae
Gene: GART
Product: phosphoribosylglycinamide formyltransferase, phosphoribosylglycinamide synthetase, phosphoribosylaminoimidazole synthetase
Biological process (GO): 'de novo' IMP biosynthetic process; adenine biosynthetic process
Cellular component (GO): cytosol
Molecular function (GO): ATP binding; phosphoribosylformylglycinamidine cyclo-ligase activity; phosphoribosylamine-glycine ligase activity
Source: RefSeq, a predicted model, not a curated record
CGUAUAACCAGCCUCAUUUUAGGCCGGAUGUCCUAAGUGACCGGCAUUCAAAGCCUGGUUUAUUUUACUCUCAUCAGGAGUCAGGCGUGUCACGAGAUUUUUCCGCGGUAGCUGGUCAGCUCUGACUCGUGAGCGGUGCACAAUUGGCUAAGAAUGGGUUUAGCAUUUUGGCGCUCCCCCUCGGAGCUCCUGGAAACACUGCGUGGCACCCCAUACCACUGUCACAUUAUGAACGUGCUAGAGCUUGGGUGUCUUGGCUGGGGAGCAGUCAGGCCGCGCCCAGGGCGGGAGGGAAUCACUAGAUUCUCGCCGCGGAGACCUAGGGCCGCGCGGACCAAUGGGGCAGGGAAGCCGCCGCGGGGCGGGGCGGUGAGGGGCGGUGCCGAGCUGGUCCCGCGCUGGUCCCGCGCCGGUCCCAGUGGGCCCACUUCCGGCGAGCGGGUGCGCGGGAGCCAGGUGGCAGCCUGGUGUUGGUUUCAUUUUCCUUUGGAAUUUCUGCUUUACAGACAGAGCAAUGGCAGCCCGAGUACUUAUAAUUGGCAGUGGAGGAAGGGAACAUACGCUGGCCUGGAAACUUGCACAGUCUCAUCAUGUCAAACAAGUGUUGGUUGCCCCAGGAAACGCAGGCACUGCCUGCUCUGAAAAGAUUUCAAAUAACGCCAUCUCAACCAGUGACCACACUGCCCUUGCUCAAUUCUGCAAAGAGGAGAAAAUUGAAUUCGUAGUUGUUGGACCAGAAGCACCUCUGGCUGCUGGGAUUGUUGGGAACCUGACGUCUGCAGGAGUGCGAUGCUUUGGCCCAACAGCAGAAGCGGCUCAGUUAGAGUCCAGCAAAAGGUUUGCCAAAGAGUUUAUGGACAGACAUGGAAUCCCAACUGCGCAAUGGAAGGCUUUCACCAAACCUGAAGAGGCCUGCAGCUUCAUUUUGAGUGCAGACUUCCCUGCUUUGGUUGUGAAGGCCAGUGGUCUUGCGGCUGGAAAAGGGGUGAUUGUUGCAAAGAGCAAAGAAGAGGCCUGCAAAGCUGUACAAGAGAUCAUGCAGGAGAAAGCCUUUGGGGCAGCCGGAGAAACAAUUGUCAUUGAAGAACUUCUUGACGGAGAAGAGGUGUCUUGUCUGUGCUUCACUGAUGGCAAGACUGUGGCCCCCAUGCCACCGGCGCAGGACCAUAAGCGAUUACUGGAGGGAGAUGGCGGCCCUAACACAGGGGGAAUGGGAGCCUAUUGUCCGGCCCCUCAGGUUUCUAAUGAUCUAUUACUAAAAAUUAAAGAUACUGUUCUUCAGAGGACAGUGGAUGGCAUGCAGCAAGAGGGUACUCCAUAUACAGGUAUUCUCUAUGCUGGAAUAAUGCUGACCAAGGAUGGCCCAAAAGUUCUAGAGUUUAAUUGCCGUUUUGGUGAUCCAGAGUGCCAAGUAAUCCUCCCACUUCUUAAAAGUGAUCUUUAUGAAGUGAUUCAGUCCACCUUAAAUGGACUGCUCUGCACAUCUCUGCCUGUUUGGCUAGAAAACCACACCGCCCUAACUGUUGUCAUGGCAAGUAAAGGUUAUCCUGGAGACUACACCAAGGGUGUAGAGAUAACAGGGUUUUCCGAGGCUCAAGCUCUAGGACUGGAGGUGUUCCACGCAGGCACUGCCCUUAAAAAUGGCAAAGUAGUAACUCAUGGGGGUAGAGUUCUUGCAGUCACAGCCAUCCGGGAAAAUCUCGUAUCAGCUCUCGAGGAAGCCAAGAAAGGACUAGCAGCUAUAAAGUUUGAGGGAGCAAUUUAUAGGAAAGACAUUGGCUUUCGUGCCAUAGCUUUCCUCCAGCAGCCCAGGGGUUUGACUUACAAGGAAUCUGGAGUAGACAUUGCAGCUGGAAAUACGCUGGUCAAGAAAAUUCAGCCUUUAGCAGAAGCCACUUCCAGAUCAGGCUGUAAAGUUGAUCUUGGAGGUUUUGCUGGUCUUUUUGAUUUAAAAGCAGCUGGUUUCAAAGAUCCCCUUCUGGCCUCUGGAACAGAUGGCGUUGGAACUAAACUAAAGAUUGCCCAGCUGUGCAACAAACAUGAUACCAUUGGUCAAGAUUUGGUAGCAAUGUGUGUUAAUGAUAUUCUGGCACAAGGAGCAGAGCCCCUCUUCUUCCUUGAUUACUUUUCCUGUGGAAAACUUGACCUCAGUGUAACUGAAGCCGUUGUUGCUGGAAUUGCUAAAGCUUGUGGAAAAGCUGGAUGUGCUCUUCUUGGAGGUGAAACAGCAGAAAUGCCUGACAUGUAUCCCCCUGGAGAGUAUGACCUAGCUGGGUUUGCCGUUGGUGCCAUGGAGCGAGAUCAGAAACUCCCUCACCUGGAAAGAAUCACCGAGGGUGAUGUUGUUGUUGGAAUAGCUUCAUCUGGUCUUCAUAGCAAUGGAUUUAGCCUUGUGAGGAAGAUCGUGGCAAAAUCUUUCCUCCAGUACUCCUCUCCAGCACCUGAUGGUUGUGGUGACCAGACUUUAGGGGACUUACUUCUCACGCCAACCAGAAUCUACAGCCAUUCACUGUUACCUAUCCUACGUUCAGGACAUGUCAAAGCGUUUGCCCAUAUUACUGGUGGAGGAUUACUAGAGAACAUCCCCAGAGUCCUCCCUGAGAAACUUGGGGUAGAUUUAGAUGCCCAGACCUGGAGGAUCCCCAAAGUCUUCUCAUGGUUACAGCAGGAAGGACAACUCUCUGAGGAAGAGAUGGCCAGAACAUUUAACUGUGGGGUUGGCGCUGCCCUUGUGGUAUCAAAGGAGCAGACAGAGCAGAUUCUGAGGGAUAUCCAGCAGCACAAGGAAGAAGCCUGGGUGAUUGGCAGUGUGGUUGCACGAGCUGAAGGUUCUCCACGUGUGAAAGUCAAGAAUCUAAUUGAAAGCAUGCAAAUAAAUGGGUCAGUGUUGAAGAAUGGCUCCCUGAAAAAUCAUUUCUCUUUUGAAAAAAAAAAGGCCAGAGUGGCUGUCUUAAUAUCUGGAACAGGAUCGAACCUGCAAGCACUUAUAGACAGUACUCGGGAACCAAAUAGCUCUGCACAAAUUGAUGUUGUUAUCUCCAACAAAGCCGCAGUAGCUGGGUUAGAUAAAGCGGAAAGAGCUGGUAUUCCCACUAGAGUAAUUAAUCAUAAACUGUAUAAAAAUCGUGUAGAAUUUGACAAUGCAAUUGACCUAGUCCUUGAAGAGUUCUCCAUAGACAUAGUCUGUCUUGCAGGAUUCAUGAGAAUUCUUUCUGGCCCCUUUGUCCGAAAGUGGAAUGGAAAAAUGCUCAAUAUCCACCCAUCCUUGCUCCCUUCUUUUAAGGGUUCGAAUGCCCAUGAGCAAGCCCUGGAAACCGGAGUCACAGUUACUGGGUGUACUGUACACUUUGUAGCUGAAGAGGUAGAUGCUGGACAAAUUAUUUUGCAAGAAGCUGUUCCCGUGAAGAGGGGUGAUACUGUUGCAACUCUUUCUGAAAGAGUAAAAUUAGCAGAACAUAAAACAUUUCCUGCAGCCCUCCAGUUGGUGGCCAGUGGAACUGUACAGCUUGGAGAAAAUGGCAAGAUCUGUUGGGUUAAAGAGGAAUGAAGCCUUCUAAUUCAGAAAUGGGGCCAGUUUUGAAAGAAUUAUUUGCUGUUUGCAUGGUGGUUUUUUAUCAUGAACUUGGCCCAAAAGAAAAACUGCUAAAAGACAAAAAAGACCUCACCCUUACUUCAUCUGCUAUUUUUUAAUAAAUAGAGACAUUAAAAACAAGACUGGUUAGUGUAGCAUAUCUGAGA